AUGUCGGAACUACCGUCUUCCCCACCUUCUGAUCCAGCAGAUGCGAUCGCAUAUUAUAAACUUCAAUAUGAGCAACUGGAGACAGAGUUGACGGAAUUUCAGGCGAGUUCGCAAGAGUUGGAAACAGAAUUAGAGAAGGAUGUAGAGGCUGCAGAGAGGAGGGAAAGGUUGUUGCAGGAGAAGGUGGAAAGUCUGGGAUUUGAGGUGGAAGAAUGGAAGACGAAAUACAAGCAGUCCAAGAACGAAGCAAAUGCCGCGCAAAAUACACUACAGAAGGAGAUCACUUCUUUACGAGAUGUGAAUCGGACAAUGCAGCUACAACUACGCGAUAUUGAGGUUCAACAUGACGAUAUCGAAAGGCAGGCGCGAAAUACAUUUUCGUCUUUGGAGGAUAUGGAAUCAAAAUUCAACAUGUCUAUAGAACGAGGGGUAAUGAUGGAGGAGGAGAUCAAGAUCGGUGAAAAGGAAAGGGAACAAUUGAGGAUCGAAACCCAACGAUUGCGGGAUGAGUUUUCAGAUCUAAAGGUGGAGGCAGAAAUCAUGCAAGAGAAGCUACGGAAACGACAAUUUCCAUCCAUCACAACGGAUUACACUGCACCAAAUACCCCUUCAUUUGGACCUUUUGCGACAUCUCCCAGAUCCACAACUUCUUCUCCACUCAUCAAUACUCCACCAGAUACCAAAUCUGUAUCUACGACAGAUACCGUUUCCGAAACUCCUACCCCUCCAUCCCCACCAAUGUCAGAAGCUUCUGCAACUGCACGAACGGGACUGAACAUUCCGAUGAAUAUACCUCAUAACAAACUUAAAUUACCAGUGGGAAAUUCAAGCAUGACACCACAACCAGCCCUAUCUCGUUACACAUCUGGAACAGUGCGUAACUCCCGAGCACCGACACCGAAUGGCAAUUCGAUAAUGAGGACCGCGACGCCAGCGGUAAUUCGCCAGACAAGACAACAAGCACCACCUACACGGGGUUUGCCAAACUCUACAUCUCUUACGCAUAUUCGAAGUCUUACGGCACAAAUGCAAAGAUUGGAACAAAGAGUCCAGUCCGCAAGAUCGAAACUACCGGCACCGGUAACUACUCCACCUCAUACUACCUCAAGAACAAUAUCAGCUAUGGGUAGUAAUUAUGUGCCACCGAGUGUUACACUGCGAAAUAGGCAAAGAACGACAGGAAGUACGGCGAGCGCAAGCACUACAUCGUCUAUGACUGGAGAAGAAACCUUAACAAGAUAUCCUCCUCGAGUAUCGGCCUCGGGCAUCAGCAGGCUUUCUUUUGCGCCUGUUGCAAAUAGAGAUGGAAAUGAUAGCAGUCAACACAGUAGUAGACCCCCUAGUAGACCAGGUAGUCGUGCCAGCGGUUCGAUCUAUGAUCGACCGCCAAGUCGACCAAUUGCCAAUCGCCCGAGCGCCAACACGCCAAUAGGACAUUACUCACAGGCGCAACUCGCGGAUGCGAGGAGAGCCAGAAGUAGCAUGGGCGGAAAUUUUGCGGAUAGACAUGGGGAGGGUCGACCUCAUGCACACUCGCAGAGUGUAUCAUAUGUUGGCUAUGGUGUUGAUGAGAAUCGGGAAUCUGACUAUUCGACGCCAAAUCGAAGAGGAACAUUAAGUGGCUUCGAGAGCACGGUUGACCCGUCACUAUCUGUCCUUCCCCGAAGGAAAAGCGGAGGACAAUCAUUAUCGAUGUCGGGUCUGCCCAUGCCUAGAAGAACAAGCACGAGCCAUGGAUUCCGGGAAGAGGACGAAAGGAUUCUUGAUCCUAGACCACCGUCGGGACUGAACAGAACUCCGACGGUACCAACAGGGAGGCCGAGGAAGUUGAGUGGUGUAGGGGAAUGUUAUUAG
This is a messenger RNA of Sclerotinia borealis F-4128, 1854 nucleotides long. The record is from the annotation of a GenBank genome assembly. Lineage: Eukaryota; Fungi; Ascomycota; Leotiomycetes; Helotiales; Sclerotiniaceae.